Molecule: messenger RNA, 995 nt
Organism: Gekko japonicus
Lineage: Eukaryota; Metazoa; Chordata; Lepidosauria; Squamata; Gekkonidae
Product: MANSC domain-containing protein 1-like
Exons: 1
Source: RefSeq, a predicted model, not a curated record
AUGCAGAAGUUCCGAAACCAACUUCUUCCCUAAACAAGUCCCUGGAUCUAAUUGCGAAUGGGAGUUUUGCGUCUCCGAAAGCUGUCCUGAUUGGCACUUCUGGUCCAACAACCUCUCCAAACUGGCUGGGUUCUUCUCCAAAGUCUCCUGCCUCGAAGAUGAUGAAAAUACUCUUGAGCCAGAUAGAGGGACCUGUAGAUAAGAGUCACAGGCACUCUCACCACCCAGAAGGUGAAGGGGCAAACCCUUCAGAAAGUUUAGAUUCUUUGCCAACACAUCAAACCGUUAGUUUGGUGACCCCAACAGAUUCUCCUCGGGACCUAGUUCCCAUCAAACAAUCCACUGUUAAACUACCUGCUGUUACGCCUUCCAACCAGGUAAGGCUUGUGGCCACUGUUCCUCCUAGUAAUGCAACAGCCACUAGGCGUGCCACGGCUGACUACGGGAAUGCAUAUGUGGCAACUGUGAGUCCGAGAAGAAGCAGCCCUGCUCCCCAGCCGACAGCCACUUCCCAAGUGAAAGCCAGCAGCCUCAGCCCUCUGCCUCCCAGCCUGUCCAAGAAGGGUUCAUCAGCUGCGUCACACAAGGCCCACCUUAGUCAUGGGCAACUGAGCAGGGAGGGCGCCACGCUUAGCAGGCCUCCGGGUGAGACGCACGCCUCCUACUUGGGCGACAGAAGUGUCCUCCUAGCUGUGUUGCUUUUCGGGGUGAUAUUUCUGCUCUUGGCUCAAGUGGCAAUAGGCCGGAAACUGCUGGAAUCUCUUCGGCACAGGCGCUACUCUAGGCUGGACUACCUGAUCAACGGCAUGUACGCCAACGUAUGAUGAGCGAGGAGUGUGAAGAGACACUCUGUGGAGCUAGCGAGGCCUUUCGUAGUCUUAACGGAACAGAAGAAGGACUGACCUCGCCAUGGUAGUUGAGAUGUUCUCUCUUUUGGGGCCGAAAGCCACUUUUACUAGAAACAGAGCUUCUGCUGAAAAUGGAAGCCGGGGUAG